This is a messenger RNA of Lampris incognitus (smalleye Pacific opah), 2421 nucleotides long. Its product is annotated as ras-related protein ORAB-1. The record is from RefSeq and is a predicted model, not a curated record. NCBI's taxonomy places the organism in Eukaryota, Metazoa, Chordata, Actinopteri, Lampriformes, Lampridae. Bases 129 to 737 code for a protein of 202 amino acids. Gene Ontology annotation, molecular function: GTPase activity; GTP binding. The transcript is spliced from 6 exons.
AGCUAGUUCUUGACAAAAAAACGUUGUGUGUUUUUUUCCUCGGUUAUCCGUCAAGCUGUAAACGUUGAUCAACGACAAAAAAAACCGCGAUAUCUGCAAUAGUAGCUGCUUGUCACGCAUAGUCAAUCAUGAAUCCCGAAUAUGACUAUUUAUUCAAACUGCUCCUGAUUGGCGAUUCUGGUGUUGGAAAGUCUUGUCUCCUCCUUCGAUUUGCAGAUGACACAUAUACGGAAAGCUAUAUUAGUACCAUCGGUGUGGACUUCAAGAUCAGGACCAUAGAACUGGAUGGAAAGACCAUUAAACUUCAAAUUUGGGAUACGGCUGGUCAGGAACGGUUCCGCACCAUCACAUCCAGUUACUACAGAGGAGCUCAUGGCAUUAUAGUAGUUUAUGAUGUCACAGAUCAGGAGUCCUUCAAUAAUGUAAAACAGUGGCUACAGGAGAUUGACCGCUACGCAAGUGAGAAUGUCAACAAGCUCCUAGUAGGCAACAAGUGUGACCUGACAACAAAGAAAGUGGUGGACUAUACUACAGCCAAGGAAUUUGCCGACAACUUGGGGAUCCCGUUCCUGGAGACGAGUGCCAAGAGUGCCACCAACGUGGAGCAGGCCUUCAUGACUAUGGCAGCAGAGAUCAAGAAGAGGAUGGGUCCUGGGGCCACAGCAGGUGCUUCGGAGAAGUCCAAUGUCAAGAUCCAGAGCAAGCCAGUCAACACGUCCUCUGGAGGCUGCUGCUAAGACUCCUCAGCUACAAGCUCCACCCACUCAGACACCCUUCGACCAAUCUGUAAAAGUAACUAUGCUCCACAGGGAUAGAAUACCACAGAGAGAGGGAGAGAGUUGACUUUUACUGGACCCGUUUGUAAUUGUGUGUGCAACAAUACCAGACACCCUCCCUUCCCCCAAGCAAUAGGACAGCCCAUCCACAUGCACAGAGCCCAUUGGGUGGAAUUUUUGCAUAACUUACCAAACUGCACACACAUACCAGUAAAACGAGGCUCAAUAUGUAUACAGCAUUUUUUUAACAGCCCAGUGUGAUGUAAUCCAUUGACAGAAAACACAAGUAUACAGCUUCUUUUCCUUUUUUGCUUGACUCUUUCCUUCAGGUUUGGUAGACGAGUCUUUUUGUAAAAAAAAAAAAACAAAAAACAAAAGAAAAGAAAAAAGAAAGAAAAAGGUUGUUAUUUCUUCCUUUGACUGGAUAACAGCAUGACCUUUGACCUGAUUCUCCUCAGAUGAAUUAAUGAGCACUUCAAAUGAAGCACAUGCUUAAACCAGCAUCAUGCAUUUUAGCAGAACCGGUUACAUGCGCUCUCUCAAUUCAUCUCGAAAGCCCCCCUUUGUUUCACGUGGUCCAACUUCACAAUGUUGCCCCCCUCUGCAAAAAAGAAGAAAAAAAAUGUGCCAGUGCCUUUUGUGGCAGCAGUUUUACAUGAUGUUAUGCCUUUGGUGCACUUUGUGGUUGGCAUAUCCCCCCCCCCCCAUGCCCACAUUCAUGUCUAGCUCCUCUAUCAUCCAGAACUGACUUAGUGUGAAGUCCUCUGGAAUAUCAUGUAAAUACUUGGCUACGUGUGUGCUCUGCUGGUAUAUAUAAGACAUAAGCAUGUGCUGCAUUGGAAAGUGUGAUGUUGGUGUGUAUUGCUCUGCUAAUGUUUCUCAAUCAACAGCACAACGACAACAGAAAAAUCCAUGAUCCGAGCUAUGAGCAUAAAGUAUAAACUGUAUAUAUUUAUACAUAAAUGUAAGAAAUGAUUUGCAAAUUCUGUAGAGAAACAAGUGAAAUGAUAAUAAAUAGGUGGAAUUGGUGAACUCGGCACGUGAUAUCUGUGGCUGUGGACAUGACAUUUUUGUGGCAGUGUCUACCAUUAAACAGUGAAGGAGAUCUUUGAUAACUGGUGGCUGUUUGGGGUUUUUUGUUUUUUUUUCUUCUAAUUGCUGUUUCUUAACACUGUCUGAAUGCUUGUGUAGCCUUUAUUUCAACAGCCGUUUUCUGUCUUCCUCUUCCACAGGCUGGCAGGAGCGGUGAUCUUUGGCCUAGAUUUAGUUGCAGUUAAGGGUGCUGUUUCACAUAUCUGCUUGUGUUUUCAAUGUCUCUCUGAUCACAGUCUGUUGCCUUUUUUUUUCCUUGGGUCGCACUAUACCUUUUCUCCUCUGUAACGACUAUCUGUAAAGUGACCUCCGUUAAGUUAUGUACAUUGAAGAUAAACACUGUGAUAUAACUGGAAGUGGCACAAGUGCCAGCUCACCACGUGGAGUGACGUGCAGUUACAGCCACUGUGCUGUGGAAGGCAGUGUUCCUGAACUGACGUUACUCUCACCUAUAAGUAAUGUUUCCGCAAUUUACAGAAACCCAAAGUUGCAUUGUUCUUGGUUUGUCAUCGUGCUGUACAUUAAAUAAAACAAGGGCUUACUUACAAACACA